This is a messenger RNA of Wyeomyia smithii (pitcher-plant mosquito), 867 nucleotides long. RefSeq names its product larval cuticle protein A3A-like. The record is from RefSeq and is a predicted model, not a curated record. The transcript has 2 exons. NCBI's taxonomy places the organism in Eukaryota, Metazoa, Arthropoda, Insecta, Diptera, Culicidae. Gene Ontology annotation, cellular component: extracellular matrix. Bases 73 to 735 code for a protein of 220 amino acids.
AUCAAUCAAUUUGCUAUAAAUUGGCUAGAGCGCUCGGGUUAGGGCACAGUUCAAGCGUUUGUUUAGUGCCGUAUGCAGCAGCACAUUCUAUCAUCGGACGUAAAAAUGGCAUUCAAGGUUUUGAGCUUCCUCGUGCUGGUGGCAGUUGCCCGCGCUGGUGUUUAUAACGCUCCUCUGACUUAUGCCGCUCCAGCUCCAGCUCUAGCGUACUCUCACGCUCCGGCCCAGCUGGCUUAUGCUGCCCCAGCUCAAGUAGCUUAUGCUGCUCCAGCUCAAGUGGCUUAUGCUGCUCCAGUCGCCAAGACCCUGGUCUCUGCUCCAGUCGUCAAGACCGUUGUCGCCGAUGAGUACGACCCGAACCCACAGUACUCGUUCUCGUACGGAAUCUCCGAUGCCCUGACCGGUGACCAGAAGUCCCAGCAGGAAUCUCGCAACGGUGAUGUCGUUCAGGGAUCAUACUCCGUCGUUGACCCAGAUGGCACCAAGCGAACAGUCGAAUACACCGCCGACCCACACAACGGAUUCAAUGCCGUCGUCCACCGUGAACCUUUGGGCGCUCCAGUUACCAAGGUCGUUGCUGCUGCUCCAGUCGUCGCCAAGUAUGUUGCCCAGCCCGCUGUCUAUGCUGCCCCAGCUGUAACCAAGACCCUGGUCCAGCAACCUCUUGUCUACUCAGCCCCAGCCGUCACAAAGACCCUCCUGACCCAGCCUGCCUCCUAUGCCUACCACCACUAAUCACCAACCGUAGUGUAACUGUUAGUCGAAAAAAGCUGUCACCCUAGAUACCUGAAGGGCCACGCCAGAAUGUUCUCGUUGUUAUGCUAGAAAUCGGAAAUAGCACCGAAGUUUACAAUUGAAUAACCUGCA